Messenger RNA from Procambarus clarkii (red swamp crayfish), 3726 nucleotides. NCBI's taxonomy places the organism in Eukaryota, Metazoa, Arthropoda, Malacostraca, Decapoda, Cambaridae. The record is from RefSeq and is a predicted model, not a curated record.
UUGGAGUGUGGUUGAAAUAAUAAGGUAUGAAGCUGAGCUCGAACUCUCGAAAGCUCGCGUGAAAUUAUUCCGCCGAGAGCUGCAUCUCGUGCAUUACCGCCCAUGUUGGUUUUUAUUUUCAGAGUUCUCUGGCAGCUAGAAUAUGCGAGGCUUUGAGCGUCCAAGCUCCUGCUGAGAUGUGCGGAGGUGUGACAUCUCCACACAUCACUGGGAUGUGCGGAGGUGUGACAUCUCCACACGUCACUGGGAUGUGCGGAGGUGUGACAUAUCCACACGUCACUGGGAUGUGCGGAGGUGUGACAUCUCCAGACAUCACUGGGAUGUGCGGAGGUGUGACAUCUCCAGACAUCACUGGGAUGUGCGGAGGUGUGACAUCUCCAGACAUCACUGGGAUGUGCGGAGGUGUGACAUCUCCACACGUCACUGGGAUGUGCGGAGGUGUGACAUCUCCAGACAUCACUGGGAUGUGCGGAGGUGUGACAUCUCCAGACAUCACUGGGAUGUGCGGAGGUGUGACAUCUCCAGACAUCACUGGGAUGUGCGGAGGUGUGACAUCUCCACCCAUCACUGGGAUGUGCGGAGGUGUGACAUCUCCUCACAUCACUGGGAUGUGCGGAGGUGUGACAUCUCCUCACAUCACUGGGAUGUGCGGAGGUGUGACAUCUCCACCCAUCACUGGGAUGUGCGGAGGUGUGACAUCUCCACCCAUCACUGGGAUGUGCGGAGGUGUGACAUCUCCACACGUCACUGGGAUGUGCGGAGGUGUGACAUAUCCACACAUCACUGGGAUGUGCGGAGGUGUGACAUCUUCACGCAUCAGUCAACUGAGUUUCCGUUCACAUCAUUUUGACGCUUUACACAGAUUCACAGCCCAUCAGCUGAGUUCUGGUUCACAUAUAGUAGCCUCAUCACGCCGCUUCGCACGCAAUUUACCACAUGGACAGCGAAAGUAGAACAGUUUCCUUGCGAGAAGUCAACAUUUUCACUUGGCUUCAGACAUUAAACAUUUGCUUAGCAAAAAUUGCUCAUAGUAACCGGUCUUACAUAAACGUUUUACUAAUAAAAACAUGGCAACAAGUCAUACUAAAUAGUGAAAAUCCUAGUAAUAUUAUCAGCAAUAGGUUUAUCAGUGUUAUUCAUAACGUAAUAUGAACUUCAGUGUAGUCAGUGUAUCCCGUAUGGCUCAAAUGCUUCAGUAUGAUAGACCCUUUGAUUAUGGAUGAUGGAGUUGGCGUUCUUACGCUCUCUUGAUCAACAAACAGCCAUUGACAACCACACGGAGACAAAGGAGCAAACACGCGUCAACGUUCACUGAAAGGUCUUCGGCGUAACACAUAAACAAAGUCUUUACCACAUAAGAUGCAACGAACAUCUUAGUAGGGAUACCCCAGACAUCUUCCCCCCUCCCCCCCCCCUUCCCAAAAAUACCUUAAGGACAUUAACUAUUACUAGCAGCUACGUUAGUGGAAAUGGCAGUUAUAACGCUGACGGUUGUUGGGUAGUUAGCUGGAUAGAGUUGACGAGGAGGCAUUGUUGGCUAGUUAUCAGAGACGAGUUACAUUGGGGGAAGUUAGAAUAAUAAUGUGAAGAUUUGUUUAACAUCUGAUGAUGACACGGCUGAAGUUUUAGUGAAUAGUAAUUGUAUAUAAUGGGCGUUAUAAUAGACAGAUUAAUGGUAAUUAUAGAGCAGUCAGCGUAGAAUUGUGUGGGAGAUCGUUGCAUAGUCACCUCAGGUGAAGACUUGGUAAGCAGGAAAAUCUUAUAAUAAGACGAUCACCACUGGACAUGAAAGAUGGAGAAACAGAUUGCAUCGCUUGUAGAAGUUGUCGUAUAGUGGGAGUAAGUCUCUUGGUAUAGGUCAAUAUAUAUAUGUCAUCAGGCACAACAAGGCUUGAAGGUCCGUAUACCAAACGAACAUUACUACCGGCAAGCAUAGUGUGACGAUAGUUCGCCCGGCGUACUAUACAUAGAGUGGGCACUGGCUCCGUCAGUCCGUCUCUGCGUUUCCUGCUGUGCUUAGCGACGCUGAAGAAAAUAAGAGCCCCAGGCGGGAACUUCUCCGACCCUGUAUGAUCUUAGCCUCGGGCUCGCAGCUCCGGCCAGAUCGGCGGAUGUCUUGAAGAGGUUAUAUCGAUCCCGGCGGUCUUGGAUUAACAGCGUGGUUCAUAUUAUGUAGUGCAUAGUUAGUGGCUGUGUUCUUGAGUGUGCACAGCUGUUCCGACAUAGUGCUGUGCACAGCUCCUCAUACUCUGGUGUACUUAGCACAUGUUGAAGUGCCUCUUGCCGCUUAGCGAACGUGCAAGUUGAUGAGCAACAAUGUGUUAGAUUUCUUAAAUAUUGAAAUGCCUUGCAAACAGAAAACAAUAAGAUUACAGAAGACUAUUGACACCCAAAUUAGAGAAACACAAAAUAACUUAAAUCUAGUUUCCUUCGAACUACGUCAGACCUGAGUGGCUUAGAUCGUUCCGUGAUCGUGUAACAUAGCGAGAAUAAGGGUAAUUAGGCCCCUUCGACUGUAUAAGUUGACCAUUCAGAUAUACACCUGUUGGUCGAGUGGUUAAGGUGCCUUGUACACUAUAAGGGUAAUUAGACCCCCUUCGACUGUAUAAGUUGACCAUUCAGAUAUACACCUGUUGGUCGAGUGGUUAAGGUGCCUUGUACACCAGUUGCAUAGUGCUCCUGGCAGUAUGGGUUCGAGUCACUUCUGGGGGUGUGAGUAUUCAGUUGCAUGUAUGCCUGGUGACCAUUCAGGCUUGUUCAGACUUGUAUAUAUAUAUGUAUGCCUGAAGGCGGUGUUCUUUGUGUACGCUCUUCCUAGCGGUUCACUGUGAAAGCCAGAGACAUAACGUCGAGGAGUCUGUAAACACUAAUCUACUUUGAGGAAAUCAUCUCAGUGUUCAUGAUCAAGCAUGGAACUGGUGUGUGUAUGUAUUUGUAAUUUGCUUAGUAAUUGAUAAUUUAUUGUUGUGGGAAGUACCUUUUGUUACUUUAGGGGGAGUGAUGUAUUGACUAGGUUUCGGAUUGGUAAGUUAGUUGAUAAGCUCAUGAUGGUCAUGACUAGCCUUAGAGCCAUAAAGCUCUAGAGCUACAGAUCUCUAGAGUUCUAGAACUCUAGAUCCAUAGAUCCCCUACCACCCCAGAUGACCCGGAAACUGAACCAUUUACGCGCUCAAUCCUGUUUACAUAUAUAAUAACCUACGGAUUCUAUUAUGCAAGUUUUUCAUAUAAAAUUUAAAUAACAUUUAGUUGAAACACCAGAUCUUUGAAAAUAUCACCACACAAAAUAGCACAACCAAUAUAUUCACUCUAAGUAGAGAGAAUAAAUUGUUUUCACGUUCGAAAUUUAUUCUGGCCGGCAGCAAGGCACAAUACUCUUAAAUCUUAAGGUAGACAACAGAGAUCUAACCUCUCAUUACCAACCUGAGUUUGUCACGUGCUGUGCAGCGGCCUGGCUGAGCUCUUCUAAAUAUUACUUACUCUAAAGGAAUAAGCGAAAAACAGAACACCAUGGUGCCAUGGGAUGUCAAAAUCGAGCACAAUGGUUUUCUGUGUGCUGCGUUUUUUUCCACAGAAUUCGACUUAAAUCUUCUCCCAUAGAAUCAGGAACUGGGACAUGAGCUUGCACACUACAUCACCGAAUGCCCAGUUAUCAGACCAUUCAGACUCGUUGGCAUGAGGUACCUGGAGCUUUGCAAUUGCUUUAUUCACUCUCGUGUUCUUGAAGAU